UAUGUCGGUUCCUUGAACAGGAUAUGUUUGGUGGCGCAGAAUAGAACUCAGAUCUUCUUCCCACUUGAAACACAAAACUAAUCGAUUCUUCUUCUUCUUCUUCUUCUUCUUCUUCUUCUCUAUCGCUUCCUUCGUCAAAAACCAAAACCCUAAUCCCAUUUUUCACCACCUCACUCUCAUUCUCCUCUUCAUCAAUCCAUAGCUCCUGCUAUUGGCUAUCAACGCAUGGAUAUUGACGAUACACGCAGAGGUUUGAAAAGGAAGCCGCCAGAUAUGGAUCGUGGUCAUGAACAUGGAUCUUACAAUAUGAAUUCUAGACCUUAUGAUAGGAACAUGCCUCCUGAUGGUUGGUUAGACUGCCCAGCACAAGGGCAAGAACUAGGAUGCAUAAUUCCUUCAAAGGUUCCACUUGGUGAAUCCUUCAAUGAUUAUGUCUCGAGUAAAAAAUAUACUCCCAAGCAAGCAAUUCUUCAACCGAGAGUCUUAGGUAGAGAACUUGGUUUGGUGAUUGAUCUGACAAAUACUACUCGUUACUAUCCAGUAUCUGAUUGGACAAAAGAAGGGAUUAGGCAUGUCAAGAUAAGAUGUAAAGGAAAAGAUUCUGUACCUGAUGAAGAAUCUGUAAAAAUGUUUUGCGAUGAGGUUCUGGAUUUUGGCUCCCAAAGAACAAACACAAAGAAAUAUAUACUUGUACACUGCACACAUGGGUUUAAUCGUACAGGAUAUAUGAUUAUUCAUUUUCUUGUGCGUACGGAGUCAAUUUCUGUCACCGAGGCAAUAAAAAAAUUUGCUCGGGCACGUCACCCAGGAAUUUAUAAGCCGGAUUAUAUUGACGCCCUAUAUGUGUUUUAUCAUGAAAAGAAGCCUGAAGAUCUUAUUUGUCCACAAACUCCAGAAUGGAAGUCUGAUCCUAAUUUUCAUGGUCUGGAUGUCCCAACUGUAGACAAUCACAGAGACGCUCUACAGCAGGAGAAUAUUAUGAGGAAUGAAGUGUUGAAAAAUGAUGAUGCUUUGGGAGAUCCCGUCGCUUCACACCAGCUGCGUGGAAUGCAAGAACUUUGUUAUCAACUGCUCAAGUUGGGCCCAGGGGGAAGAGGAGGACGUUUACAGUUUCCUGGAUCGCACCCUGUUUCUCUGAACAGGGACAAUCUGCAACUGUUAAGACAACGAUAUUAUUAUGCAACGUGGAAAGCUGAUGGGACCCGAUAUAUGAUGUUGAUUACUGGAGAUGGAUGUUAUCUGAUUGACAGAAAAUUUCUUUUCCGAAGGAUCAAUAUGCGGUUUCCUUGCAGAUACUCAAACGGGGGUACACCGGAAAGGAAUCACCACUACACAUUACUUGAUGGGGAGAUGAUUAUUGACAUCGAUCCACACACCCAGAAGCAAGAGAGAAGAUACCUCAUUUAUGAUUUGAUUGCAAUCAAUCAAGUCUCUUUGACAGAGCUUCCAUUCUAUGAAAGGUGGAAAUUGCUGGAGAAAGAAGUUAUUGAACCUCGCAACAUGGAACGUGAGGGCCUUUCCAAGAGCUUAGAUCCUUAUUAUAGAUAUGACUUGGAACCAUUUAGUGUGAGAAGGAAGGGUUUUUGGUUACUAUCUACUGUGUCAAAGCUCCUUCAUAAUUUCAUUCCGCAACUGUCCCAUUCUUCAGAUGGUCUUGUAUUCCAGGGUUGGGAUGAUCCAUAUGUCCCUCGCACACAUGAAGGUCUUCUGAAGUGGAAAUACCCUGAGAUGAACUCUGUUGAUUUCCAAUGUGAGCUAUCAGCCAGUGGCCGUCCCCUUCUUUUUCUGUUUGAGCGUGGAAAGAAGAAAUUAAUGGAAGGGACUGAUGUUGUUUUUAAAGAUGCAUCAGAUAUUUCAUCCUAUUCAGGGAGGAUCAUUGAGUGCUACUUGGAUCCUGUGAAGCAUCAUUGGGUCUGUAUGCGGAUCAGAAUCGACAAAGCAACUCCAAAUGAUAUCAAUACCUAUAGAAAGGUAUUGCGAAGCAUUAAGGAUAACAUCACAGAAGAGGUCUUGUUGAAUGAAAUUAGUCAGAUCAUUCGCCUACCCUUAUAUGCAGACAGAAUACAAAGAGAUAUCAAGGCUCACCAACAUUCACGGCGCAAGUGAGUUGCUAUGAAAAAGCUAAGCAUGUCCAAUAGUUAAUUUGAAGAGCCAGCAAGAGUUUCUAAAUGAAGUGCAAGCAGAGCUGUACAGAUUUUUCGUUCCCAAAGUUAUUAUUUGUACUAUGCCAUGGCCUGCAUUUAUCCCUCACAUACCUCAGUGAAGAGGUUUAGGCUCAAUGAAUUGUGUUGGGCUAAUAAGUUUUGGGUCGCUGUUGUAUUGUAUAUUAGCAAUUUUGCCUAUUUCCUUUAAUUUUUUCCCCAUUCUGUUUUGGGUCAUUUUUUCCUCAUGAAUUCAUAAGUUCAUUUUGGAAUAAACUCCACUCAAACGGCUUUGAUAGGAUUGUACCAAAAGAAAAAUAGGACUUUGAUAGGACACUGUAAUAGAAGGUUUCCUUUUAUUGGUAGACAGCUACUCAUUUUCUGGCUUUUA
This is a messenger RNA of Lotus japonicus, 2532 nucleotides long. RefSeq lists its product as uncharacterized. The record is from RefSeq and is a predicted model, not a curated record. The transcript is spliced from 17 exons. Lineage: Eukaryota; Viridiplantae; Streptophyta; Magnoliopsida; Fabales; Fabaceae. The coding region runs from base 226 to 2106 and encodes 626 amino acids. Gene Ontology annotation, biological process: protein dephosphorylation; 7-methylguanosine mRNA capping. Gene Ontology annotation, molecular function: ATP binding; mRNA 5'-triphosphate monophosphatase activity; protein tyrosine/serine/threonine phosphatase activity.